This is a messenger RNA of Protopolystoma xenopodis, 237 nucleotides long. The record is from the annotation of a GenBank genome assembly. Lineage: Eukaryota; Metazoa; Platyhelminthes; Monogenea; Polystomatidea; Polystomatidae.
AUGUUGCUUGCUUUUCCUCUCGUGUACAGAGGUUCUAAGGCAGACGAAAUUGAUGAAGAAUCACGAACGCCGCUUCAUUUGGCAGCUGAGUAUGGGCGGGAGGAGGUAAUGAAGGUGUUGCUAGAAAGCGUGCACAUACUUUCUUUUAGAGAUGCGCAGGGUAAGACUGUUCUCCACAUGGCAGCCGAGCGCAAUCACGUUGGUAUUGUGGAGGUAAUUACUACUACAACAUCCUGA